CUUCAGAGAUGAGGGGAAGGAAGAAGAGGGAGGAGCCAUCUGUGACAGUUGUCCCAGAAUGAGCAUAAACAGGAUGUGGUGUUGGAUGAAAACUUCCCCCUACCCCACAGCCUCCCCCCAACCCCAUCCUGUUCUCCACCCCUGCAAGACAGCGGAACUGAGAAAAGAAGAGGGCUUGUGGACAGAAAACAUCAUGUCUGACUCCCUGGUUGUGUGUGAAGUGGACCCAGCACUGAAGGAAAAGCUGAGGAAAUUCCGCUUCCGAAAAGAAACGGACAAUGCAGCCAUCAUAAUGAAGGUGGACAGAGACCGGCAGAUGGUGGUGCUGGAGGAGGAAUUUCAGAACAUUUCCCCAGAGGAACUUAAAUCAGAGUUGCCAGAGCGACAGCCAAGGUUCGUGGUCUACAGCUACAAGUACGUGCACGAGGACGGCCGGGUUUCCUACCCUUUGUGUUUCAUCUUCUCCAGCCCUGUGGGCUGCAAGCCUGAGCAGCAGAUGAUGUACGCGGGAAGUAAAAACAGGCUCGUGCAGACAGCGGAGCUCACAAAGGUGUUUGAAAUCCGCACCACUGACGACCUCACUGAGGCCUGGCUUCAAGAGAAAUUGUCUUUUUUUCGUUGAACUCAGUCAGGGACUUGAAUUCCUGAUGUUUGAGCCCCAAAGGGAACUGAAGACUCGGACUCUUAAAAUGAGAACAUCGAAGACCAUAAAGAAAUUAAAAAAAAAAAAAAAAAAAAA
Messenger RNA from Cavia porcellus (domestic guinea pig), 739 nucleotides. RefSeq names its product glia maturation factor gamma (gene Gmfg). The record is from RefSeq and is a predicted model, not a curated record. Bases 59 to 622 code for a protein of 187 amino acids. The transcript has 7 exons. Lineage: Eukaryota; Metazoa; Chordata; Mammalia; Rodentia; Caviidae. Gene Ontology annotation, molecular function: Arp2/3 complex binding; actin binding. Gene Ontology annotation, cellular component: actin cortical patch. Gene Ontology annotation, biological process: negative regulation of Arp2/3 complex-mediated actin nucleation; actin filament debranching.